AUGGCGCGCAGGAGCCAGCACGCUCUCUUGCUCCUCUCGGCCGUCAUGGCCUCCCUCGUCGCCGGCUCGACCGCCGGGGUGUACCACAUCGUAGGCGCCGGCAAAGGGUGGCGGCUUCCCCCCAACAAGACGUACUACGAGGACUGGGCUCGCACCAGGAACAUCAGCAUCGGCGACAAACUGAUGUUUCUGUACAGGAGCGGGGUGUACAACAUCGUGGAGGUGCCGACCAGGGCGCGCUUCGACGAGUGCAGCAUGAGCAACAUCACCAACCGGUACCAGAGCGGGCCGACCAUCAUCGAGCUCACCCAGCCGGGACCGCGCUACUACUUCGACGGCGUCGGCGAGCACUGCGAGGUCGGACAGAAGCUCGCCAUCAACGUCUCCGCCGUCGCGCCGCCGCCGCCCGACGCGCCCACCAGCUCCAGCUCGGUCGCCCUGAUCUACUACCCCGCCGGCCUCGCCGCCGGCCUGGUGUCCGCGUUGCUAAUGACAAUGUAAUUGGCACGCCACAGCAUGGCGAUUCCUCACAGCGUAUAAAACCAGUGGCAUGCAUGUGAUUGUUGUACGUGGUCGGACUAGGAACGUUCCUUCGGCUUCGG
This is a messenger RNA of Phragmites australis (common reed), 602 nucleotides long. RefSeq names its product umecyanin-like. Gene Ontology annotation, cellular component: plasma membrane. The coding region runs from base 1 to 501 and encodes 166 amino acids. The transcript has 2 exons. Lineage: Eukaryota; Viridiplantae; Streptophyta; Magnoliopsida; Poales; Poaceae. Gene Ontology annotation, molecular function: electron transfer activity. The record is from RefSeq and is a predicted model, not a curated record.